AUGGGAGGCAAGGAGCACAUGGAAUGGUCCAGUUGCCUCUACAAUGAGUCAGUAAGUGUUGAGUAUGAGGGGACAUGUUGUCCCUCCUCCUCCUGCUCUUCAUCCAGCUCUGCUGUCUGUGGCACUGAUAGACAGACAUACCAAUGUCUUAAUGCUUUGUCUUACUGGAAUUGCCGCAAUGGAACUAGUGUCAAAGUUGCUUAUUAUGAUAAAUGCAACCCUGUGAUCACAGCUAUGGUUGCCAAGGCCUGUGCUGACUAUAAGGCUAACAAUUGCUCAGUUAGCUCCCGCUUCUGUGCCAACAAUGGGAAUACAUAUAAUGGAUGUUCUCUUGUUCAAGCUCAGUGUAGAAAAGCUAAUGGCUACCCUAAAGUCAAGUAUGCAGGAUCCUGCAGCUGGAUUGAUUCUAUCAUUGGGUAA
Molecule: messenger RNA, 420 nt
Organism: Lingula anatina
Lineage: Eukaryota; Metazoa; Brachiopoda; Lingulata; Lingulida; Lingulidae
Biological process (GO): multicellular organism development; cell differentiation
Cellular component (GO): extracellular region
Molecular function (GO): protein binding
Source: RefSeq, a predicted model, not a curated record